GUUGAAGGAUGCUAUGAGGAUGACAACACAUCACACCAGAAUAUUCUUCCCAGUAAUGUGGCAUGUAGUUCUUACUGCUUCUAGAGAAGUUAUUUUCUCAUGAAAUAAAACAGAAGUGAAGAGCAGGAAUGUAAGAGUGGAACAGGACAGUUUACCAGUAAAAUAGACUCCUCCUACUAGUAUGUAAUGAACUCUUGGCUAAUGCAUUUCAGACAUAUUCCUAUCUCAUUCAUAACCUAUCUCUAAGUCAUAAGGACCCAGAGGAAGAAGCAGUGGGAACCAGCCAGAAACACGAUCCACCACCAUCAUGAUUUCCAAGGCCGUAAAAUCCAUGUUGAAGGAAGUAGAUUCUAACGGUAGCCUGAUUCCUGUGUCCAGUCUGAACGACAGCUCUGGUAAACUGAAUCUCCUCUCACUCAUUGUGAAGACCAGGCCCAGAUGUGGAUGCUUCUGGCAGGAACCCAAAUACCAGUCCAGAGGCUUUUCCCUGAGUGAUGUGCUGAAACCCGGAGAACCUGAAGACGAACCUUUAAACCCAGAUGUGAAGGAGUCUGACUUCGUGGACCACAGUGGGAGAUUUGCUGACAAGAAAGAAAUGAACUCAGAAGGAAAUGUGGAGGGUUUGGCGGCUGAUUUAAAACUUAAUUUGGGCUUAAAAUGCUUCAACGAACAAGAGUCGUCCUUUGGCAGACUGAAGAAAGAGGAGGUGGAAGUGAAGGAGUUGGUUAACUACUCGAAAGAUAAACGCCUGGACAUGACCCACCCUGUGAUCAAGCAGACCCGGGAGAAGCCCAGGGCAAUAUUAGGGGUGUUGACGGAGAGGAUUAUGACAUCACAACCUUGCCCGGUCACAAACAAAGUCCGGAAGCAUGGCAAUGCAGGAGCCAACAUGAGCGCCUGCGUGGCCCUGAGCGGGAAGGCCUCUAUGAAGCAGAGCGGCAGUACUCAGACAGAUAGUGAUGUGUCACUGAAGAUUCCUGAAUAUACUGUCGUGGCCUUCAGUCUGAUUGAACUCAAGGUCAAACGCAAUGGAAAGUUUGAGCUGUGCCUCUUCUCCAACAAUGGGGGCUUUGAAAAGGUUAGGUCGAAUUAUGAGAUUGAAGAGGAUGGAUUUAUGGACCUGGUAGGCGACUUUGAUGCCAACAGCCCCUUAAAUCUGAACAAAGAACUGGAGAAACUGAGUAGUCAUUUCCAGCUGCUGUCAGUCCUGCCAGCAGCCAAACGCUCCUCUCUGCUCCAGCUCCUCAAGACAACCAUGGAGGACAGAGAGGCAGUCAGUGUGCUGGAGAGUGUGCUGGAUCAGUUGUGUGAAGGUGAGACUCCUGACCUGGGUGAUCUGGAAGAGUCUGAGAGGGAGACAGUCCAGGCCAUACUGGAUCUUGUAGACCAAUGUGUUGGGAAGGAUGAGGACGAGAUCAGAUCUUCACUUCUCAGUGCCGUCCACCUCAUUGUCAGUGCCAUGGACGGAAUGACAGAUGAGGGUCUCUCUGUGUUGGGAUCCUGUUGCAGUCCUCCAGUCUUACAGGCCCUGCAGAUCCUGGUGCAGCAUGUGGCAGCAGGGAGUGGGGAGACCCUCUCUCUGAGAGAUGCAGGUCUGGCUGUUCUGACUGAGGAGGAGCUGUAUCAGAGGACAGAGCGUCUCUUUGCCCUCUCCAAUGUGGAACUUACCAGAUUGAAUGAGGACGCAGAAUUCACAGUGACUUCAGUUAUCUGCCCUGGACACCUUCCUCUUGUCAUGAGUAUCGCUGUGAAUGGCCUGGCCUCUUUAGGAUAGAUUGAGCCAAAUAGAAACAUUCCUUGUGCUACAAAGUGGAUAUAUGAACUGCACCGCCAGGGAUGAAUUUCAGAAAUGUCACAUUUGAUAACAUAUUGUUGAUGAUUGCAAAGCGACAGGAGUAAAACAUAUCAAAAACAAGAUAAUGCACGUGUGAAGAAAAAUGUACAAAAUAAUAUUCCCACUACUGUACAUUAAUUAAUGACACAUUCCUACAUUAUGGUGUUUCUAAACGGUGCAGUGUAAUAACAAAAACCCACUGGAAAACAGCAAUAGAAAAUAAUGGGUACAUAACCCGACGCACACCAGGACAGACGUGCACAAGCACUUACAAUAAACAAUCAUCGACAAGGACAUGAGGGGGAACAGAGGGUUAAAUACACAACAUGUAAUCGAUGGGAUUGGAACCAGGUGUGAUGGAAGACAAGACAAAACCAAAGGAAAAUGAGAAGAGGAUCAGCGAUGACUAGAAGGUCGGUGACUUCGACGGCCGAACGCCGCCCGAACAAGGAGAGGGACCAACUUCGGUGGAAGUCGUGACAGUACCCCCCCCCCCCGACACCAGCUUCGGGGGCGAGGCGCAGAGCGAUCUGGACGAAGACGGUGGAACUCCUGCAGCAUAGAUGGACUUGGUCUUGGCACCUAUCAGCACCUCCGUAUUUCCCCCAUCCCUUCUUCUCAAACACAUCUACUGUACACCCCUCUAUACACCUACUUCCUCAUCCAUUCUCCUUCAUUCACACACAACAUAUAGCGUAGUCCUCCACACAUCCAUUCUCUUCCACCCUCCUACACAUAUUCACCCUCCUUCACUCUCCCAUUCAUAUGUAUAGACACAUACCCACACAUACACCCACUCAUACCCUCUCUCUCUCUCACACACACACACACACACAUCACAUAGGUGAUGACAAAAUGUCUAUGUUGUUCAAACACUGUGAAUCAGACAUCACAGGAAUGGACCAUCAUACUGACUCCACAUAUUCAGCAUUGGGGAUGUUAUCUUUGCGUAGAGAAUCAUUAUUAAAAAGAAUAACAUCAUCACCCUGGUAUUCUAGACAUCAAGAUUACCACGGUGCUGGACUUCCUCUUAUACUUUUUGAACCUGGUAGCACAGUAAUGUGAGAAAGUUGACACUUUCAAAUGAGUGUAGAAGAAUAACGGACUUCACAGAAAUGUUUUUGAAUGUUCUUUGGACAUGAUUCUGGUGAACAGUCUGUUUCUGUUCUUGUCAUGUCGGUCACUUGACAAUGUUAAAACGUAGGAUCCCCACCCUCCUCCCUCCCUCCCUCCUUCUGUAAUGUGCCUUUAUGUUGUAUUAUCUAAUGGGGAUCCUAAUAAACUAACCCCCCCCCUCUCCCUCAAAAUGAUUAAUCAAAUCUCUUUGGUAAAUGAUUAAGUAAAUUACUUUUAAAGGUUAAAUUACCUUAGAUUUGAGAUCGGUGGCCUCCAUUUAAGAAACUCCUAAAUGACUUAUAAACGUGUAAUUGAUGUGACCUAUACUUUGAUGCAAUGCAUCAUUCAGGGCAGCCCCACUAUCCGCUGUCCUGCAUGUAACUCUGGAUUUCAUUCACACACAUUUCAUUUGUAAUUGCUUGAGCUAAUAAAGCACACAGUACAUGCUCGUU
Messenger RNA from Oncorhynchus gorbuscha (pink salmon), 3402 nucleotides. RefSeq names its product gasdermin-E-like. Gene Ontology annotation, biological process: programmed cell death. The coding region runs from base 308 to 1774 and encodes 488 amino acids. The transcript has 10 exons. Gene Ontology annotation, cellular component: cytoplasm. NCBI's taxonomy places the organism in Eukaryota, Metazoa, Chordata, Actinopteri, Salmoniformes, Salmonidae. The record is from RefSeq and is a predicted model, not a curated record.